GCAUGGCUGGGGGGACCAGUGGCCUGCAGGUCCCGCCCACCUCGGGUCCCUGGCUGAGGCCGCAUGCCCACCCAUGUAACUGGGGAAGCGGUUCCCUCCUUCCCUGGCUCCGCUUUGCUCUCUGGCCAGUCUGUACGCCCCCCCUCCCCCCCUCCGGGUUGUGUGUCUGCCGGCCUGGCCGCUCUGGGCUGUCAGGGGACUUUCCAGCCGAUUUGCAUGUUGCCCUGCGUGCCUUUCUGUUUACUUCACUCCAGAGUGAGGGAGAGCCAGACGCCUGCUCCCUCAGACUGAGCAGCAGGCACACAGGCCCCAUGGGGGCUGGCGGGCUGGCUGCUGUCCUGGGGGGAGUCCCUGCUGGGGUCCCGGCCGCCGGGACCACGGCAGCCGCUCGCUGGAGCCAGCAGCCGGCCUCUGGGCCUCAGGAGCUUGCGGCAGAGGGAGCAGAUGGAUUGUAAAAUGCAGGAGAUGCUGCCCGCGGACCCUAGAUGCUUCUCUAGAGCAUGAGCUCGGGCAAGAACGCCCGCUACAACCGCUUCUCUGGGGGGCCCGCCAACCUUCCCACUCCAGACGUCGCACCCGGGACCAGAAUGGAAACGACCUUCGGGCCUGCCUUUUCGGCCGUCACCACCAUCACAAAAGCCGAUGGGACCAGCACGUACAAACAGCACCGCAGGACCCCGUCUUCUUCUAGCACCCUCGCGUACUCACCGCGGGACGAGGAGGAUAGCAUGCCCCCCAUCAGCACCCCACGCCGCUCCGACUCGGCCAUCUCCGUCCGCUCCCUGCACUCGGAGUCCAGCAUGUCCCUGCGCUCCACCUUCUCGCUGCCUGAGGAGGAGGAGGAGCCGGAACCACUGGUGUUUGCCGAGCAGCCCUCGGUGAAGCUGUGCUGCCAGCUGUGCUGCGGCGUGUUCAAGGACCCCGUGAUCACCACAUGUGGGCACACGUUCUGUCGAAGAUGCGCCUUAAAGUCAGAGAAGUGCCCCGUGGACCACGCCAAGCUGACGGUGGUGGUGAACAACAUCGCGGUGGCCGAGCAGAUCGGGGAGCUGUUCAUCCACUGCAGGCACGGCUGCCGGGCGGCGGGGGCUGGGAAGCCUGCCGUCUUUGAGGUGGACCCCCGCGGGUGCCCCUUUACCAUCAAGCUCAGCGCUCGGAAGGACCACGAGGGCAGCUGCGACUACAGGCCCGUGCGGUGCCCCAACAACCCCAGCUGCCCGCCCCUCCUCAAGAUGAACCUGGAGGCCCACCUCAAGGAGUGUGAGCACAUCAAGUGUCCCCACUCUAAGUACGGGUGCACAUUCAUCGGGAACCAGGACACGUAUGAGACGCACCUGGAGACCUGCCGCUUCGAGGGCCUGAAGGAGUUCCUGCAGCAGACGGACGACCGCUUCCACGAGAUGCACGUGGCGCUGGCCCAGAAGGACCAGGAGAUCGCCUUCCUGCGCUCCAUGCUGGGCAAGCUCUCGGAGAAGAUUGACCAGCUGGAGAAGAGCCUGGAGCUCAAGUUCGAUGUUCUAGACGAAAACCAGAGCAAGCUCAGCGAGGACCUCAUGGAGUUCCGGAGGGAUGCGUCCAUGUUGAACGACGAGCUGUCCCACAUCAACGCGCGGCUGAACACGGGCAUCCUCGGAUCCUAUGACCCGCAACAGAUCUUCAAGUGCAAGGGAACCUUCGUGGGCCACCAGGGCCCUGUCUGGUGUCUCUGUGUCUACUCCAUGGGGGACCUGCUCUUCAGCGGCUCCUCUGACAAGACCAUCAAGGUGUGGGACACGUGUACCACCUACAAGUGCCAGAAGACGCUAGAAGGCCAUGACGGCAUUGUGCUGGCUCUUUGUAUCCAGGGGUGCAAGCUGUACAGCGGCUCAGCCGACUGCACCAUCAUCGUGUGGGACAUCCAGAACCUGCAGAAGGUGAACACGAUCCGGGCCCAUGACAACCCUGUGUGCACGCUGGUCUCCUCACACAACAUGCUCUUCAGCGGCUCCCUGAAGGCCAUCAAGGUGUGGGACAUUGUGGGCACUGAACUGAAGCUGAAGAAGGAGCUCACGGGCCUCAACCACUGGGUGCGGGCGCUGGUGGCCGCCCAGAGCUACCUGUACAGCGGCUCCUACCAGACAAUCAAGAUCUGGGACAUCCGGACCCUCGACUGCAUCCACGUCCUGCAGACAUCUGGUGGCAGCGUCUACUCUAUCGCGGUGACGAACCACCACAUUGUCUGCGGUACCUAUGAGAACCUCAUCCAUGUGUGGGACAUCGAGUCCAAGGAGCAGGUGCGGACCCUGACAGGCCACGUUGGCACCGUAUAUGCCCUGGCGGUCAUCUCAACGCCAGACCAGACCAAAGUUUUCAGCGCGUCCUACGACCGGUCUCUCAGGGUCUGGAGCAUGGACAACAUGAUCUGCACGCAGACACUGCUGCGUCACCAGGGCAGCGUGACCGCGCUGGCCGUGUCCCGGGGCCGGCUCUUCUCCGGGGCUGUGGACAGCACUGUGAAGGUUUGGACUUGCUGACAGAACCCAGACCAGUCUCGGCUUCCUCUGGGACCGCCCUAGGCCUGUCCAAAGCAGGCUGGCCGCGUGACGGGUCUCAAGGGGCGCUUGCUGCCUGCCCUGCAGAGAUGGGCAGGCAGGUGCCCUGGCCAGGCAGUGCCCUCCCCACCCUGUGCCCGGCGAGCCUCCCUCUGCUUGGUCCUGUGAUCGUCGCUGCCAAGACAGUGCCCAGCCCCUCCCUCUGGGUGCCAGGUACGAUGCUCGCCCGGCCCACCCUCCAUCCCCACCCCAGAUGGACCGUGGGCCUUUUUACUCACCUUUUCUACUGUUUUUAGACUGUAUAUAGAUUUGAUUACUUCUUGAUUGAAAUAAAAGCUGCACAGACUGUGA
Hyaena hyaena (striped hyena) is the source of this 2882-nucleotide messenger RNA. RefSeq names its product TNF receptor associated factor 7 (gene TRAF7). The transcript has 21 exons. The record is from RefSeq and is a predicted model, not a curated record. The coding region runs from base 501 to 2513 and encodes 670 amino acids. Gene Ontology annotation, biological process: Notch signaling pathway; ribosomal large subunit assembly. Gene Ontology annotation, molecular function: zinc ion binding; protein binding. Gene Ontology annotation, cellular component: nucleolus. NCBI's taxonomy places the organism in Eukaryota, Metazoa, Chordata, Mammalia, Carnivora, Hyaenidae.